UGAGCCCAGAGGUGGAAAUCCCUUAACGAUUAUUUUCACGCCUGGAAAUGAUUUAGACAGCGAUGAAGGCUGUAAACUUCCACGAGUGGGCGGUGACAGCGAGUGUAUCCUAGCGCUCCUUUACCAGUGACUCAUUGGGAGAAAGAUAGAAACGUGGAUUUUAAGCGUUGCAUUUAUUGGAAAAUAAACUUAAACGGUUGGGGGAGUGAACGGGCGUAUGCCGCAUCAUCCGUUUGAAUCGCUUUCCAGACUUUAUCCGUCGUUCUCGUGGGCUUGAAGACACCAGAUACAGUUCACAUGAUCAGCUCUUCAGGUUUUAGGAGAGAACGCGUCUAAUAUCCGCUCACCCCGCGGCUCGCUUGAGAUGGUUCAGUCCAGCUGCGAGGGUCCAGUCUCCAUGCACUGGGAUUUUUCUCAGCGCCGACACCAAGUGAAUCUUCCUUUUAAAACCAUCUGAUAACCGUGCCUGCCAAGAAAAAAAAAGCCCACCAUGAGCGCCUCUUUGAAUCCUGACAGAACGGGAAUCGUGAGGACAGAGUGCAGAUGUACAUAUAACGGGACGAGGAAACUGGAUGGAAUAAGGAUUUUUGCGCUAAUGAAGGUGGGAGUACAGGCGCAUCACUGGAGCGGAGUGCUGCUCUUCUAUAUGGGGCUGCUGGCUGCAUCGGUUAAGGCUCAAAACUGCAGUCACACACUACACAGUCCAAAUGGGACAAUAGAGAGCCCCGGAUACCCGUAUGGAUAUCCCAACUACGCCAACUGCACAUGGGUGAUUGUGGCACAGGAACACAACCGGAUACAGUUGGUAUUUCAAGGCUUUGCCUUAGAGGAGGACUUUGACAUCCUUUCAGUCUACGAUGGGCAACCCAGUCCAACAAACUUACGGACACGGUUGACGGGGUUUCAACUGCCCGCCCCUAUAGUCAGCACAGGACCCAGACUCACACUAUGGCUGCUGUCAGACUAUGCCGUGAGUGGCCAGGGCUUCAAAGCCGUGUACGAAGCCCUUCCAAGCUACACCUGUGGGAAUCCAGGCCAGCUGCUGAAUGGCAUGCAGCAGGGCUCUACUUUCAACAUCGGGGAUAAGAUCCGCUACAGCUGCAACCAGGGUUAUGUGCUGGAGGGCCACACUGUGCUCUCCUGCCUUGCCACUUCCUCCGGCACCGCUGCCUGGGACUUCCCCCUGCCGUACUGCCGAGCGGAUGAUGGCUGUGGCGGCACACUACGGGGUCAAAGUGGUGUCAUCACCAGUCCAAAUUACCCCCAGGAGUACAACAACAACGCGGACUGCACCUGGACAGUGCUGGCCGAACCAGGAGACACCAUAGCCUUGGUCUUCUCUGACUUUCAGUUGGAAGAAGACUACGACGUUCUGGAGAUAACCGGCACAGAAGGAUCCUCUCAGUGGUUUACUGGUCCAAACCUGCCAUCACCCAUCAUCAGCAGCAAGAACUGGCUGAGACUUCACUUCACAUCUGAUGGAAACCAUAAACUGAAAGGCUUCAGUGCUCAGUAUCAAGUGAAGAAGAUGACAGAACUGAAGUCCAGAGGGGUGAAGAUGCUGCCAAGUAAAGACAACCACAGCAAGAUAUCAGUUUUAUCACAGAUGGGGGUGGCGCAAGGACACAACAUGUGUCCAGACCCAGGAAUCCCAGAAAGGGGCAAAAGAAAAGGCUCUGAUUUCAGGCGGGGUGCUUCCGUGCACUUUUCUUGUGACGAAGGUUACGAGCUUCAGGGGUCUAAAAGCAUCACCUGCCUGCGAGUUACGGACAGUUAUGUUGGCUGGAGUGAUGACCGGCCUAUCUGCAGAGCUCCUAUGUGUGGCGGACAGCUCCGUGGCCCGAGCGGCAUCAUCACCUCCCCAAACUUCCCAGUACAGUACGACAACAACUCUAACUGCACCUGGAUCAUCACAGCUUCAGAUCACUCCAAGGUGAUCAAGCUGAUUUUCGAGGAGUUUGACUUGGAGCGAGGUUACGAUACUCUAACUGUAGGAGACGGAGCUGUAAUUGGUGAUCAGCGGACAGUCUUUCAUGUGUUGUCUGGAACCACGACUCCAGAUCUGGUGGUCAGUACCAGCCAUCAGAUGUGGCUCAAUUUUAAAACGGAUGACACGAGUGGUUCCCUGGGCUUCAAGGUUUCUUACGAAGAAAUUGACCAGGGUGGAUGCGGAGACCCAGGGAUCCCAGCCUAUGGCAAGAGGGAAGGCACCGGCUUCCGACAUGGAGACAAGCUAUAUUUUGAGUGCCUUCCAGCCUUUGAGCUGGUAGGAAAAAAGAACAUUUCCUGCCAGAAAAAUAAUCAGUGGUCAGCCAAGAAGCCAAGCUGUGUGUUUUCGUGUUUCUUCAACUUCACAACUCCGUCUGGGGUCCUGCUAUCACCAAACUACCCUCAGGAGUACGGAAACAACAUGCACUGCGUGUGGCUGAUAAUCGCCAAACCCGAGAGCCGCAUCAACCUGGCCUUCAACGACCUGAGCAUGGAGAAACAGUUUGACUUCCUGUCUAUUAAAGACGGCGGCAAGGCAGAAUCACCAAUUCUGGGCACCUUUUCUGGAGAUGUGCUGCCAUCACCCAUCACUACCAGCGGCCAUGUGGCCAGGCUGGAGUUUCUGACUGAUCAUACGUACACAGAACGUGGCUUCAACAUUACUUUCACCACUUUCCGGCACAACGAGUGUCCCGACCCUGGAGUUCCAGUAAACGGAAAACGCUUUGGUGAGAGUCUACAGCUUGGCAGCUCCAUCUCUUUUCUUUGUGAGGAGGGGUUUAUGAAGACCCAUGGUUCACAGACCAUCUCAUGCAUUCUCAAAGAUGGAAAUGUUGUGUGGGACAAUGCUGUGCCACGUUGUGAAGCUCCAUGUGGUGGAAACUUGAAGGCUUCUAGUGGCAUCAUUCUGUCCCCAGGCUGGCCUGAGCUUUAUAAAGAGGCCCUCAAUUGUGAGUGGAUCAUUGAGGCUCCGCCAGGAUAUCCUAUUAAGAUCAUCUUUGACAAAUUCCGGACAGAGGUUAACUACGAUGUUCUUGAGGUACGAGAUGGACGCUAUCCUUCUUCCCCUCUGAUUGGCAGUUAUCAGGGUACACAGGUCCCACAGUUCCUCAUCAGCACCUCCAGCUUCCUAUACCUGCUCUUCACAACUGACAAGAGUCACUCAGACAUUGGCUUCCGCAUCCGAUAUGAGACCUUGCAGCUCCAGUCGGACCAUUGCGUUGAUCCUGGAAUCCCAGUCAAUGGUCAGCGGCACGGCAAUGACUUCUAUGUGGGGGCGCUGGUGACGUUCAGUUGCGAAGCAGGUUACACUCUCAGUGACCAUGAGCCCCUUGAGUGUGAGCCUAACUUCCAGUGGAGUCGCCCCCUGCCCAGCUGUGAUGCACUUUGUGGUGGGUUUAUUCAGGGGAACAGCGGCACUAUUCUGUCCCCUGGGUUUCCUGACUUCUACCCCCAUAACCUCAACUGUACGUGGAUGAUUGAAACUUCACAUGGUAAAGGUGUCCAGUUUACCUUUCACACUUUUCACUUGGAGAGUCCACACGACCACCUUUUAGUCACAGAAAAUGGUAGUUUUUCUCAACCCCUGUGGAGAUUGACCGGGUCUACACUGCCGCCCCCUCUUAGCGCUGGACUUUUUGGCAACUACACUGCUCAGAUCCGUUUCCUCUCUGACUUCUCUGUGUCCUAUGAGGGCUUUAACAUCACUUUCUCAGAAUACGAUCUGGAGCCCUGUGAAGAUCCCGGCGUCCCCCCCUUCAGCACUCGUAAGGGGCUGCAGUUCGGGGUUGGGGAUGCGCUAAUCUUUUCCUGUUUUCCGGGAUACCGUCUCGAGGGGCCUGCGAGGGUGGUGUGUCUAGGGGGGCGUCGGCGGGUUUGGAGUUCCCCUCUGCCAAGGUGUGUUGCUGAAUGCGGAUCAUCUGUAACCGGGAAACAAGGAGUUUUACUCUCUCCCAACUACCCUGGUUACUACGGUAACAACCAUGAGUGCAUCUACUCCAUCCAAAGCCAAACCGGUAAAGGGAUCCAGCUCAGAGCGCGGGAUUUCCGCCUGGAGGAGGACGACUUGCUUAAGGUGUAUGAUGGUAGCAGUAACAGCGCCAGACUGCUGGGCAUCUUCACAGGCACAGAGAUGAUGGAUAUCACUCUAAACAGCACGUCCAGCACAAUGUGGCUGGAGUUCAUUAGCAACAGUGACAAUACUAGCAAAGGCUUUGAGCUGCACUUCACCAGUUUUGAGUUGGUGAAGUGUGAGGACCCAGGUGUGCCUCAGUUCGGAUUUAAACGGGAGGACAAAGGUCACUUCGCAGGCAGCACGGUGUCAUAUAGCUGUGAUCCUGGCUACACUUUAAAAGGCCCAGAGGUUUUGACAUGUCUCAGAGGGGAGAGGAGAGCAUGGGACAGCCCACUCCCACUGUGUGUUGCCGAGUGUGGAGGAACGAUUAAAGAUGAGCCCGUGGGCCGGAUUCUGUCUCCUGGUUACCCAGCGCCUUAUGAGCAUAACUUGCACUGUGUCUGGACCAUUGAGGCGGCACUUGGAAGCACCAUCGGGUUGCAUUUCCUGGUCUUCCACACAGAAGAGGUGCAUGAUGUUUUGCGGAUCUGGGACGGGCCUCACGAUGGAGGCGUUCUCUUGCGAGAGCUAAGCGGCUCUACACUUCCUCCGGACCUCCACAGCACCUUCAGCUCCGUCAGUCUGCAGUUUACAACCGACUUCUUCACCAGCAAGCAGGGUUUUGCUCUGCAGUUCUCAGUUUCAACUGCCACUUCCUGUAAUGAUCCUGGCAUUCCAACAAAUGGCACCCGCAUAGGAGACAGCAGAGAGCCAGGGGAUUAUGUGCAGUUCCAGUGCGAUGCCGGAUACCUCCUACAGGGGGCGACCAAAAUCACCUGUACUGAGAUCAACAACCGUUUCUUCUGGCAGCCUGAUCCGCCCACCUGUUCUGCUCCAUGUGGAGGGAAUCUAACUGGUCCCAGUGGACUGAUCCUGUCCCCUGAAUACCCCGAGCCCUAUCCUCAUGGCAGAGAAUGUGACUGGACAGUAACUGUAAUGCCGGACCACAUCAUAUCACUCACUUUUAAUCACUUUAGUCUAGAACCGAGCUACGACUUCCUGCACAUAUACGAUGGGCCUGAUUCUCUCAGCCCUCUGCUGGGCAGCUUUUACGGCACAGACGUCCCUGAGCACAUUGAGAGCAGCUCCAACACGCUCUUCCUGGCCUUCCGCAGUGACGCCUCACUCAGCAGCAAUGGAUUUGUCCUGCAAUACACUGAGAAUCCUAGAGAGUCAUGCUUUGAGCCAGGCCUGGUGCGUAAUGGUACUCGUGUUGGUACUGAGCUGAAGCUGGGGGCAACUGUCACCUAUUACUGUGACAACGGCUAUACGCUGGAGGGAGACGCCACUCUCACUUGCAUCAUGGGGGGAGACGGCAAGCCCGGCUGGAACAAACCCAAACCUGUUUGCAUAGCUCUGUGCGGUGGUCAAUAUUCGGGGUUGGAGGGGGUGGUUCUCUCCCCUGGUUAUCCUGGAAACUACAGCAGCGGGAGGACUUGCGUCUACUCGGUCAUUGUGCCGAAAGACUACGUGGUGUUCAGCCAAUUUGCAUUCUUCCAGACUGCACUAAAUGAUGUUGUGGAGGUGUAUGAUGGGCCUACCCAGCAUGCCCGUGUCCUGAGCUCUCUCUCUGGGGCCCACACAGGUGAAUCUUUGCCACUAGCCACCUCCAACCAGAUCCUUAUCCGCUUCUCUUCCAAGGGCCAGUCAAGCUUAAAAGGUUUCCACCUGGUCUACCAAGCUGUCCCGAGAACCAGUGCAACACAGUGCAGCUCAGUCCCAGAGCCCAGACACGGCAGGCGCACUGGGAACAACUUUGCGGUGGGGGCCGUGGUGAGUUUUGAAUGCAAUGCAGGAUACGUCCUGGAGGGGCCCAGUGCCAUUGAGUGCCUGACUGUACCCAACGCUCUGGCCCAGUGGAACGGCAGCAUGCCCAGCUGCAUUGUGCCAUGUGGAGGGAAUCUUACCCAGCGGAUAGGCACUAUUCUGUCCCCUGGCUAUCCUGAGCCCUACCUGAACAGCCUGAGUUGUGUAUGGAAGAUCACUGUGCCAGAGGGAAUGGGAAUCCAGAUCCAGGUGAUUAGCUUUGUGACUGAGCAGAACUGGGACUCUCUCGAGGUGUUUGAUGGGGGUGACAACACUGACACCAUGCUGGGGAGCUUCUCAGGCACAACAGUCCCAGCCCUCCUAAACAGCACCUCAAACCAGCUCUACCUGCACUUCUUCUCAGAUAUCAGCGUCUCUGCAGCCGGUUUCCGUCUGGAGUACAAGACUGUGUCCCUCACUAGUUGUCCUGAACCAGUUGUACCCAUGAAUGGCUUCAAAGUGGGUGAGAGAUUACAGAUGAACAGUGUGAUGUCCUUCCAGUGUGACCCUGGAUAUACUCUGCAGGGAGUCUCCCAUAUCUCUUGCAUGCCAGGGCCUGUGCGCCGCUGGAACUAUCCACCUCCUCUCUGCAUCGCUCAGUGUGGGGGAAUCAGAGAGGAGAUGGAAGGCACCAUCCUCAGCCCUGGUUUCCCAGGAAACUACCCUAGCAACAGUGACUGCACCUGGAGGAUUUACUUGCCAGUCGGUUACGGGGCUCAUGUGCAGUUCUUGAACUUUUCCACUGAGGCCAACCACGAUUUCCUGGAAAUUAGGAAUGGGCCUUUUGACACCAGCACAGUGAUUGGCAGAUUUAGUGGGCAGGACUUGCCACCGUCUCUUCUAACCACUUCCCAUGAGACUGCUAUAUAUUUUCAUAGUGACCACUCUCAAAAUAAACCUGGCUUCAGAUUUGAUUAUCAGGCAUAUGAACUUCAAGAGUGUCCUGAUCCUGAACCCUUUCGCAAUGGUGUGGUGGUUGGGGCUGGUUAUAAUGUGGGUCAGUCCAUCUCCUUUGAGUGCUAUCCAGGAUAUCAGCUGAUGGGACACUCCAUUCUUACCUGUCAACAUGGCACAACGCGCAACUGGGAUCAUCCGUUUCCUCGCUGUGAAGUGCCCUGUGGAGGUAACAUUACAUCAGACAAUGGCACUAUCUUCUCCCCCGGUUACCCAGAGGAUUACCCCACUUCUGCAGACUGCAGCUGGCUGAUCACGGUGGCACGCGGCCUCGGUAUCCGUCUUAAUUUCACCCUUCUGCAAGUCCAUGGCCCCCAAGAUUUCAUCACAGUCUGGGAUGGACCACAGGAAACAGUUCGCAAGCUUGGAGUGUUUACUGAGGGAGAGCCCAACAACCCACCAAGCAGCACAUCUAAUCAAGUUCUAAUACGUUUCCGAAGCAAUUCUGAGAAAGGUGGACUGUUCAAGAUCAACUACCAAGCCUAUAGACUUCAGUUUUGUUUGCCACCUUCCAUAAUUCCUAAUGCCGAAAUUCUGAUGGCCAGUAAAGAAUUUAAGAUAGGUGAUAUUGUGCGGUACAGAUGUCUACCAGGAUAUCAUCUGAAUGGGAACAGCAUUCAAACCUGUCGCCUGGGGACUCAUCUUGAGUUUGAAGGACCUCCACCUUCAUGUGAUAUCACCUGUCCUAUGAACGAAGUAUUGACAGCCUCCACGGGGAUAAUCCUGAGUCAGUCACCGGGCAGCAGCCUGCCGCACUUUGAGUCCUGCUCCUGGGUGGUGAAGGUGGAUUCAGGUUACAACGUCACUUUCACCAUUGAACAUUUCCAGACCAGCAGACAGUUUGAUGAGCUGGAGAUCUUUGAUGGUCCAUCAAGACAGAGUCCACUGCUCAUUUCUCUGAGUGGGAACUAUUCAUCUCCCUUCAGUAUUACUAGCACUGCAAACAAGGUUUACCUACACUGGUCUUUUGAUCACACCUCCAGCCACAAGGGCUUUCGAAUCCGCUACUCCGCGGCAUACUGCAGUACCCCAGACCCUCCUGUGAAUGGCUCGGUGCAUAGCCAGACAGGCACAAAACUUGGCAGUACCUUGCGCUUCAGUUGCGACCGGGGCUUCAACCUGAUUGGCCAGACCACCGCCACCUGCACCCGCUCCCCGCAGGGCAUCUACCAAUGGAACGCUCCAGUGCCGCUUUGUCAAGUUGUUUCCUGUGGGAUGCCCCUUGCACCAGUGAAUGGCACUGUCCUUGGACAGGACUUCACUCUCAGCUCUAGAGUCUCAUUUUCUUGUAAUCCUGGUUUCCGAUUGGCCAAUGCUCAGCCGGUGUCAACACUUUGUCAAGAGUCUGGGAGGUGGAGCCCGAUGGAGACCCGCCCUCGCUGCGUCCCUGUGACCUGCCCCGACAUCGGCCACUCCGCAGUGGAUCAUGGGAGGUGGAGGCUUAUUUAUGGCAUGCAGAAUAAAUAUGAGGCCAUGAUGAUGCUGACCUGUGAACCUGGAUAUUUCUACAAGGGUCAAAGGGUCAUCCGCUGCCAAGCUAACGGCACCUGGGAUUACCCUGAGCCAAAACCGUCCUGUGAAAUCAUUUCCUGUGGUGACCUUGGAACCCCUCCGAAUGGGAAUAAAAUAGGAACAUUAACCGUGUACGGAGCGACUGCCAUUUUUUCCUGUAACACGGGUUAUACUCUGGUGGGCUCCAGAGUGAGAGAGUGCAUGUCCAAUGGCCUGUGGAGUGGAGCUGAGGUCCAAUGUCUUGCUGGGCAUUGUGGCACACCAGAGCCUAUUGUGAAUGGCCAGAUCAUCGGAGAGAAUUACAACUACAGAGGCAGUGUCGUUUACCAGUGUAAUCCUGGUUUCCGACUCAUCGGCGUGUCUGUUCGCAUCUGUGAACAGGACCACCGCUGGUCCGGAAAGACUCCUGUCUGUGUCCCCAUCACCUGUGGACAUCCAGGCACCCCUGCUAAUGGUGUGACCCAGGGAAUGCAGUUUAACCUGAAUGACAUUGUGCGUUUUGCCUGCAACCCUGGUUAUGUUCUGCAGGGUGCAAUUAAAUCUCACUGUCAGCCCAACGGCCAGUGGAGCAACGCUCUGCCUAAGUGUAAAAUUGUGAACUGCACUGAUCCGGGACAUGUUGAAAAUGGUGUCAGACAGGUCCUGCCCAGUGGGCCUCAUCGUUACAGUUUCCAGACCACAGUUUCUUUCAGCUGUAACCCUGGAUACUACCUGCUGGGCACCAGCACUCUGAGCUGUCAAGGCGAUGGCACAUGGGACCGUUCCCUACCCAAGUGCCUCUUGGUUCUGUGUGAUCGGCCCAGCAUGCCUCCGUAUGCACAGAUAUCGGGGGACAGGCGCACAGUGGGCUCCGUUAUCCGCUUCAGCUGCAUCGGGCAGCGCAGCAUUGUGGGCAAUACCACCCGCAUGUGCCAGCUGGAUGGCCAGUGGAGCGGCUCCCUGCCACAUUGCUCUGGGGAUUCUGCUGGGUUGUGUGGAGACCCUGGCGUUCCAGUGCACGGGAUCCGUCUGGGAGAGGAGUUCACGGUAGGGAGCAUCGUACGAUUCAGCUGCGAGCCUGGCUACGUUCUGAAGGGCUCCUCUGAACGAACCUGCCUGGCUAACGGGAGCUGGGUGGGCAUCCAGCCUGAAUGCCACGUGGUCUCCUGUGGCAACCCUGGAACUCCUCGCAACGCCAUGAUCCAGUUCCAUGAUGGACUUGUGUUUUCCCGCUCUGUCACAUACUCCUGCAGAGAAGGCUACUACUCCACCGGCCUGCUCACUCGUCAUUGUACUGUCAAUGGCACCUGGACCGGGGACAUGCCGGAAUGCACAGUCAUUAACUGUGGAGAUCCUGGAGUUCCAGCUAAUGGUAUCAAACUGGGCAGUGACUUCACGUACAGCCACACUGUGAGCUUCCAGUGUUCGCCAGGUUUCACUAUGGAUGCCGAUCGUGCCUCUACGCUCAUCUGCACCAAGGAUCGCACAUGGAACGGCACCAAGCCAGUUUGCAAAGCCAUUGUGUGUGGAGCACCUCCCAGCAUCCCAAAUGGUCAGGUGGUGGGGUCUGACUUCCAGUGGGGGUCCAGCAUUAGUUAUACCUGUAAUCAGGGUUACCAGCUUUCCCUUCCCACUAUUCUUACCUGCCAGGGAAUAGGAAACUGGAGUGGCGAACGGCCGCAGUGUUUUCCUGUAUUUUGUGGCGAUCCAGGGAUACCAGCCCAGGGCAAGCGAGAAGACAGAGGGUUCACAUACCUGUCCUCUGUUUCAUUCUCAUGUUUCCCGCCUUUGAUCCUGGUUGGCUCUGCUCGCCGUUACUGCCAAUACGAUGGAACUUGGAGUGGGACCCAGCCAUCUUGCAUAGAUCCCAGUCACACCAGCUGUGUAGAUCCUGGCACUCCUCUCUUUGGCCACCAGAACAACUCUCAAGGCUACCAGAUUGGUAGUUCAGUAUACUACAGCUGCCGAAAGGGCCACCUCCUUCUGGGCUCCAUCUCUCGGACAUGUUUGCCCAACCUCACCUGGAGUGGCAUGCAGCCUGAGUGCAUCGCUCAUCACUGUAAUCAGCCAGAGCUCCCUCCACAGGCAGAUGUAGGUGCUAUAGAGCUGCCAUCUCUGGGUUAUACGCUCAUCUACGCCUGUCAGCCUGGUUUCUACCUCGCUGGAGGAUCUGAACACCGCACCUGCAGGGCUGAUGCCAGCUGGACAGGGAAACCUCCGUUGUGUGCACCUGAUAACAGACCAAGCGGAAAAACUGUAGGAACCGUGCAAGAGCCGCCCAACACAAAGCAACCCGUGCCAAGUGGGGUUUUUGCUAAGAACUCUCUUUGGAGGGGUUCGUAUGAAUAUCUAGGGAAGAAGCAGCCAGCAAUGCUUAGCAUAACUGCUUUUGAACCAUUCAGCAAUCGGGUCAAUGGCACUCUCAUGGACCACAGCGGAGUACAGCUCAAUCUGGCUGGCACCUAUAAGAAAGAAGAAGCCCAGUUGUUGCUGCAGGUGUAUCAGAUUCGAGGUCCUGUGGAGAUCUUCGUUAACAAGUUCAAAAUUGACAACUGGGCUUUGGAUGGACAUGUGUCAUUCAUGCCUUCUUCUGAUUCAUUUGUGUACCAAGGCUUUGUUCGAGGAAAAGGUUUCGGCCAGUUUGGACUUCAGAGGCUGGAGGGCCUUGAUCCAAAUGCCGAAAAUUCAGGCUAUAACUUUGCCUCCAAUAGCAGUUCAGUGGCAGCAGCCAUUUUAGUGCCUUUUAUUGCCAUGAUCAUAGCAGGCUUCGCUCUGUAUCUCUACAAACACAGAAAAAGGCCCAAAGUACCCUUCAAUGGUUAUGCAGGCCAUGAGAACACCAACGGAAGAGCCACUUUCGAGAACCCUAUGUAUGACCGUAACAUCCAGCCCACUGAUAUCAUGGCCAAUGAGACAGAGUUCACGGUCAGCACAGUGUGCACAGCAGUAUAGCGACUGCUCUAGUCAAAGGCUGGAUAUAAUCUUUCCCUCUUCACACAACUGUCCCCAUAGUAUGAAUGGGCCACAUGGAUGGACUAAAGAGGAGGGUUUUAAUUUUUCAUUUGUAAAACAAAUCUCAAUUGUGACUAAGUGAUAAACCUUGACAACGAUGCUGUCAAAGCGCAUCAACAGAGAUGCACUGAUAAAGAACCACAUCAGUAUUUGCUAGCUAAAGCUCUGUUCCUAAACUCUUCUGCUGUCUCCUCUUUUUUCCUUCCGAUGGAACAUCCUAUUUGACUACGGCAGCGCGAAGUGACACCUGUCCACAGCCAUCGCUUGCCAAAAAAAGAGAUACAUUUUUUCGGUCAAAUGAAGGCCGAAUUCUCACUCUUGAGUUGGAGGAAGUCUUCAUGUGAGCAGGAAGUCACAAAAAGCAUGUUGUUGGAGAGCUGAAGCUUUGUUUUACUUUUGUAUCUUGAGUUCUUUCCAUGGAGUGUGUUUUGGCUUGUUUCAUCCCGUUUCCGCCUUGAACUAAAAUCACAAGUGCAGACUUCACUGAGGACAGAUUCCCCAUCAGUUCCCUGAGUAUGUAACACCACAACUCGAUCUGAAGCGGAGUGAGAGGCUUCUGAGCUUUAUUAGAAGAGAUGGAUUCUAGCUGUAGCACAUCUCCUCUCAUUUCAGCCUGAAGGAACAAGUGUUCUCCCAGCAUCUUAUCAUGAUCCUGGUUGAAAAUGGACAGUCCAACCCUUCAAGCAGUCCAGCGGAGAACACAAAAAGACGUGAUUUGGUGUUCAGGGGCUUUAUGAAGCUGACAUCCCAGCCAUUAUCUGCUGUCCUUUCUUUAUUUUCACACUGACAGAAGAAAAGCAGCCCACAUUAGAGGGUUGGAUUUGUAUUAGCCAGGUAUUACCUAGUCUGAACCCCCUCCUUGUGUGUUUGGAUGGUCUUGGUUUGUGGGCUGGGAUAUCAUGGUGAAGAACCGUUUGUUAGCAUUUAUAGUUCUUAAUAUAUCACUGAAUGACAGGAUCCAAUGAUUUUCAUACAUAGAUUUAGAAAAGCAACACAGCCCUAGAAGAGUUGAAGUACAGAGGUAAAUAUAACUUGAGACGUGUCUUUCAUAACCAGGGGAGGGUCUACUUUGGGUCCUCGAGUUCUGAAGUCAAGGAUAAGGAUGACGUGAGGGUUUUAGUCAAAAGGAGCCAACACCAAAUGAGCAUGAAAAUAUUUAAUCUGUGUAGCUUUGUGUCAUAAUCUGUUUCCCUGCACAUUCCUCCAUGUCAUCCAUGCCCACGCCACACUUACGAUAAGGAAAAGGGGCUUAGAAAUCACUCCUUAAAAUACUAAUCCAAGGAUGGCGGUUUAUUUGCAUGCAUUUGCCCCAAUAACUUGAUGGGAAGGUUUGAAGAUGAGCAACAGCUUUGGAAGUUUGGAAAUGAAUAACUUACAUUUUGUUGUGAAAGUAAACUGUAUUCUGGGUGCAGCGUCCUUUAACUGGCCGGUGUUAUUAAGAUUUGUAAUUCAGUUAUUGAAUAUUAUUGCCUCUGCUUGUUUCUGCAUCAUUUGGUUCGAUUUUCUUGUCUUAUGACCUCUGUUAUUUGAUGCCGGCAUUUACUUUCCAGUGGGCAUUUAAAUUCCUCCGGUUUAUUUGCUGUCCUCUUCAGCUUCUGAAAUCAAUCACCGAUAUAAUUACUUUUACAGGUUUAUUCCUUUUGAAAUCGGUAGCCUAUCAUUUUUGUGUUAAUAUGAUAUUACCCAGAGCUUGUUUCAAUUGUAAGCUGAUCGAAAAAGCAAAGAUUGUAUUUCCCUUGGGAUUUUAUGGGCCAGGAGUUUAGCAGGUACAUUAUCUUCAAACUAUUGACAUUAACGACUGUCUUAUGGCCGUUCUUUGUAGGAGAAUUUUAGUGUAGAUGGCAUCUUAAAGCAUUUUCCACAUAUCAGACAUCGUGUUGAAGUUAAUCUCAUAUUCACUUGGUGUUUUAUAUUCUUACAGUUAAUUUUUACAUCUCAGCAACCCGACAAUAGCAAUGCUGCCAGAUUUAUAAUGCUGACAUUAGAAAUUGCUCCUUUUAAAAUCCUCCAAAAAAUGCACUUUGCUAGCGAUAACACACAAAAAAAUCAAGGCACAAGGGCUUCAAAGUCAUCACCUCUGCUUUAUUUUUCAUCUUUGUGUGUAGAUUAACCCAAAAUGUUGUUGAAGUAUCCAGGCAGCCUGUGUUUCAUGCUGUUUCUCGUAACAGUGCCUUGGUAACUCUAUACGUGUGGUUUCCAAUCUCUUCUUAUUGCUCCAUUAUUAUUCUUAUUAUUAUUGCACACUGGUCAAGAGUUGCCAGUUGCUAGGGGAGAAUUUCAAAGAUGCAGCUUCUUCUUUUUUUCCUGAUAGAGAAUCAAGUCUUUGUUACUCUCAGCUUACGAGUAUCACACAAACACAAAAAUAACAACCAGCACCCAAAACAUGUCAUUAAUUUAUAUCUUCACAGGUUAGAACCUGCACUUUAAGGGAGCAAGUAAACACUUUUCUUUGCCUUCAUGCUAGCAUGUGUCAUGAGAGUAUUCUUGUAUUGUGAUUAUUAUUAAUGUCGCAAAACCUACAGUGCUGCUAUGCCAAAGUAAAAGGCAUCAGCCUAUUUUAUAUACAUAUAUAGAGAGACUUCCAGCCAAAAUCAAAAGCAUUACAGCAUUUAUGAUAUUAUUUAUAGCAUUUAGCGGUGCUAAGGGUGAAUUAGCUGAAACACCCAGUUCAGGUCUGUAAUCGUGUCGUCAUUGUACGGAUGUGACGAACUCGGCCUGGCAGCCCUACGUAUAAUUUAUACUCACCUCGACGGAAUCACACAAACAUUUAUUAUAAUGGAGACCCGCAUUUUCUUGAACAUUACCUUCGGAUAUUUGUGAUUAGUAUAUAUAUAGCAACCCUUUUCGUCAAAGGUUUUGAUGGCAUGAUGUGAUUGUGAGCUUGAAGCAAAUUUAAUUGCAAAAACUUGGAUGAUCAUGUCAAGACUACUUUUAGUGCCAGUGUCUUUGAGAAGUUUGGACGUAGACAAUAUCGGGAGUGCACUGAAUGUAUUUUUAAUUUUGGAAAAUCUAUGCUAUACUGCUAUACAUGUGGUGAACAUCCAACAAACUAAGUAACUAAACCAGUCAUGUUCCUUUUU
This is a messenger RNA of Carassius carassius (crucian carp), 14445 nucleotides long. RefSeq names its product CUB and sushi domain-containing protein 2-like. The record is from RefSeq and is a predicted model, not a curated record. The transcript has 71 exons. Bases 491 to 11305 code for a protein of 3604 amino acids. NCBI's taxonomy places the organism in Eukaryota, Metazoa, Chordata, Actinopteri, Cypriniformes, Cyprinidae.